ACAAAAGGAAGACAGAUAACUUCUAUGUACAUUCCUUUUACCAGUAACAACUUUAUUUGGUGUAGAAUAAUCUGUCUGGUGAAUCACUUUUACCUUUUCCUCCCAUUAGAGAUCAACGCCGACCUGUCAUUAAGUGAACUAACUAAUAUAUAACCAUAUAACUUGGAUGUUUUUUGGGAGGGAAUUCCUUAAAAUUGGGGAGGAUAUGUCCAUGUGGGGAGGAGAUUACUUCACUACUUCUGCACGAAGAAUGGCUCUGUCAGGGCCACGGAAUGGCAGAACUUACAUCAUGUACCAUGGCACCUCUUGGUGGGCUGCACAGAAAAUCAUGGCCAAAGGUUUUUGUCAAUCCAAGUGUGGCAUGCUGGGGCAGGGUGUGUAUCUAAGCCGGGACCUGGAGAAGGCUAGUAGAUACCCCCUGGACCUCACUGAACACCAGAAGGUUGUCAUCAAAGUUAAAGUCAAUGUGGGCAAGGUGAAAAAAGUAGACCGCCAAGGCCACCCUUUGCAGAAGACGUGGCAUGAUGAGGGUUACGACUCAGCCUGGGUUCCUCCUAACAGUGGCAUGGUGAAGAGUGGUUUAGAAGAGAACUGUGUCUGGGACCCAAACCGCAUUACUGUUUUAUACACUAUCAAAUCAAAAACAGAACCCACCUUGCAAAGUGAGGACACUGAUGAGGAAGAGGAUGAAGAGGACACUGAGGAGGAGGAAGAGGGGGUGGAAGGAGAGGAGGAGAAUUAUAAUGAAGAGGGGGUUAAUGAAAAGGAGCAGGGGGAUUAUGAGGAAGAGGGGGUUGAUGAAGAGGAGGAGGAGGAAGAGGAGGAGGGGGAUUAUGAGAAAGAAGGGUUGGAGGGAGAGGAGGAGGAUUAUGAGGAAGAGGGGGUUGAUGAAGAGGAAGAGGAGGAGGAGGAUUAUGAGAAAGAAGAGGAAUUAGAUGGGGACACUGAGGAGGAGGAGGAGGAGGAGGAGGAAGCAGAUGGGGACACUGAGGAGGAGGAGGAUGAGGAGGAAGCGGAUGGGGACACUGAGGAGGAGGAGGAGAGAGAGGGAGAGAAGGAGGAGGAAGCGGAUGGGGACACUGAGGAGGAGGAGGAGGAGGGAGAGGAAGAGGAGGAAGCAGAUGGGGACACUGAAAAUCCUGACCAAAGGUUUUUAUCCAUCCAAGUGUGGCAUGUUGGUGGCAUGCUAGUAGAUACCCCAUGCACCUUGCUGAACACAAGAAGGUUGUCAGAGUUGUCAGAGAAAAAAGUAGACCGCCAAGGCCACCCUUUGCAGAAGACGUGGCAUGACGAGGGUUACGACUCAGCCUGGGUUCCUCCUAACUGUGGCAUGGUGAAGAGUGGUUUAGAAGAGAACUGUGUCUGGGACCCAAACCGCAUUGCUGUUUUAGACACUAUCAAAUCAAAAACAGAACCCACCUUACAAAGUGAGGAAACUGAUGAGGAAGAAAAGGAGGAUGAGGAUCAUGAGGAAACAGGUGUGGAAAGAGAGGAGGAGGAGAAGGAGGGGGAGGAAGAGAAUGGCAAUUUAUUAAUUAGAUUAGCUCUCAUCCUGGGUCCUUUCUUCCACGUCCUCUCUCGCUUCCUUUUGAAAAAGUUCAAAGGUAAUUAAGGAGAGGUGGCGUGCAGAGGGAAAGUAGAUGAAAUUGUAUGAAAUGAGACUCUCCUGAAUGGGUGUAACCAAAGAAGACCUUUGUAGCACUCAACAUCUUUCAAGGGUAUUUUUGUCCUACUGAAUCUAAACUUUUGUCAUCUGUAAAAACAAGAUUUUCAGAUUUUUCAUCAUAAAUCCCAGUUGGGACGGGCCGUCACAUAU
Messenger RNA from Oncorhynchus tshawytscha (Chinook salmon), 1816 nucleotides. Its product is annotated as cilia- and flagella-associated protein 251-like. Lineage: Eukaryota; Metazoa; Chordata; Actinopteri; Salmoniformes; Salmonidae. The coding region runs from base 167 to 1612 and encodes 481 amino acids. Gene Ontology annotation, cellular component: cytoplasm. Gene Ontology annotation, molecular function: NAD+ poly-ADP-ribosyltransferase activity. The transcript is spliced from 3 exons. The record is from RefSeq and is a predicted model, not a curated record.